GGCCGCUCGUCGCUGUUCCAGGAGAAGGCGAACCUGUACCCGCCGAGCAACACGCCGGGCGAGGGGCUGAGCCACGGCGGCGGCCUGCGGCCCAACGGGCAGACGAAGCCGCUGCCCGCGCUGAGGCUGGCGCUGGAGUACAUCGUGCCGUGCAUGAACAAGCACGGCAUCUGCGUGGUGGACGACUUCCUGGGCAAGGAGACCGGGCAGCAGAUCGGCGACGAGGUGCGCGCGCUGCACGACACCGGCAAGUUCACCGACGGCCAGCUGGUCAGCCAGAAGAGCGACUCGUCCAAGGACAUCCGAGGCGAUAAGAUCACCUGGAUCGAGGGCAAGGAGCCCGGCUGCGAAACCAUUGGGCUGCUCAUGAGCAGCAUGGACGACCUGAUCCGCCACUGUAACGGGAAGCUGGGCAACUACAAAAUCAAUGGCCGGACGAAAGCCAUGGUUGCUUGUUACCCAGGCAAUGGAACGGGAUAUGUACGUCAUGUUGAUAAUCCAAAUGGAGAUGGAAGAUGUGUGACAUGUAUAUAUUAUCUUAAUAAAGACUGGGAUGCCAAGGUAAGUGGAGGUAUACUUCGAAUUUUUCCAGAAGGCAAAGCCCAGUUUGCUGACAUUGAACCCAAAUUUGAUAGACUGCUGUUUUUCUGGUCUGACCGUCGCAACCCUCAUGAAGUACAACCAGCAUAUGCUACAAGGUACGCAAUAACUGUUUGGUAUUUUGAUGCAGAUGAGAGAGCACGAGCUAAAGUAAAAUAUCAAACAGGUGAGAAAGGUGUGAGGGUUGAACUAAAUAAACCUUCUGAUUCAGUCAGUAAAGAUGUCUUAUAGAGAGACUUUGAUCCAGCAAUACCCCUCUUCACCUACAAUGAUCAUUGAUGCUGUUUGUUAACUUGUGACUGCAAAUAAACGGGAUAAAGAAAACAGACAACCAGUUGGCCUUUUAAUAAGGAAACAGAAACAACUCUUUUGUGUUGCAUCAGAAAGAAGAUUUGACUAUGGCUUUGUACUGCAUGACUGACUACAAACCUGUGAUUGCUUAUGGAAGAGUAUAAGCUAUCAACUGAGAAUGGUAUUGACAUCUGGACACUAAAGAAGUGCCCUAGGUAGCAUUGUUUCAUUCUUAUAUUCUGUCAGAUCUGCCAUCUAGCUGAGUUCAUUUAAUCUCUCCCUUUUUUAUAUAGUCAAGUUUGAAUUUGAAGUAAUUUUUGUAUGAUCAGGUACAAUUUAUCAAAACUGAAUUAAAAAAAAAUUACAGUAUUCCCCAAAAUAGCAUCAAUCUAUUUUUGUAAACCUCUUCGUACUAUUAAAUUUUGCCCUAAAAGACCUAUAAUGAUUAUUGCCAGUGACUGAUUAAUUUUCCUUUUUACUUAAAAUAAGGAGCACUUUAAUUGCCAUCUGAAAAAUUGUUUUGUAGUCCUACCUUACACUAAUUUGAACUCUUAAAAAUAGCUUCUGUUGGUUUUUUGACAUUGUUAAUAAUGAAACAUAACAGUAAAACCAUCACCACUUACUACCAAUAACUUUUAGUUUUGAAUGUUUUAUAAGAAAAAAUACACAGUAAGAAAAAUACAUUUUAUAUUUUAGGUUAAAUUUUUUUAAAAUUACAGUGACUGGCAGUAAAUGAACUUGAGGUUAUCUUGAGCAUCAAGUUCCUGAGAUUAAGGGCUUUCUCAAGCUUUCAGGUGCAUCCUAUAGUGUAGAAGAUAACAGCCCAUUCCCCAGGCUUUUCCUCUUGCUUCCCGUCAGGUUGAUUGCACGUCCAGUUUUGCUGUUAUGUUUUCUCGCUCCUGUGACCCAUCUGAACCGCAGAUCAGAGCCUUGUUCCUGUCGGGCAGCCUUAGCGGGAGACUGCAUGCUCCGAGGCUGGCCUGUGUUGUCACAGAUGUAACGUUAGUGACUCCUCAGUCCGCCGCUGAGUCGCCCCCCACCCGUGAUGCUGGCCUCCUUGUCAGGACCGAAAGAUGUAUGGUUAGCUUGAAAAAACACAAGAGGUGAACAGCAAGAUAAUUUUAUUUUAUGUUUUAUGAGUUUUUUACUUUUCAGAAAAAGAGGGAAUGUUACAAAAUCACACAAGGCCUCCCGGAUUUGGUUGCUUGAUGUGUGUAUUGGAAUGGAUGUCUAGACUUCAGUGUCCCAGGCAAAGCGCGUGGGGUGGCAUCCACAUUUGCAUGCAUUGUGGGUGGAAUGCCCACUCCAGUUUUCUCUCUGUCCUUGGUCUUCUUUGCCAAAAUAAUGUGAGCGUACAGAAAUAUUUCUGUAUAUUUCAACUUACAACAGUUUUAGCAUUUCUAUAGUUUGUAUUCAAUUAGAGACCUUUUCUAUGGAAAGCUCAGUAAUUUUUAUUAAAAGAUUGAUAUUGUUCAUGUAAAACAUGAAAAAAAAAUUGUUUAGUGAAACUGACAGUGUGGACCUAGAGUGGGACUGAGUAUUGCGGUCUCACUGAGAACCUGCAGGACAAAACUGUAGUUUCUGUUCUUCUUCUUUACCUGUGUUCAGUCUCGUCCCACUUCCUCUCCUUGUUCCAGAUAAUGCAACGUAACAUCACAGCAAGUGCCUCUCCAGCCUGGCCUGGGAGCGCAGCCCUCAGCCAGCUGGGCUCAGUGCAGUGCCCUGCAUUCGGCCACACUCAAGCGCUACCAUUUUUAAAUCUAGUACAGAUUGCAUUGUGUUCAUGGGAGGGUUGUCUCAUUGUCAAGCUGUUCGGCAGCCGCCUCUUAGUCUGGGAGCCCCAAGUCAUUCAUAUGUCCAUCUCUGCAGCUCUGUGUGGGUUGUGCUGCCGGACAGGUCUUACAUUUUGUUUUUUGGGGGUUUUUUUUGAAGAGUUUGUGUAAUCUCUUGGAGAUCAUUGUGAAAGGAUCAAGAAAUCAGGAUAGCCAUUUCUCUAAUAUCCAUUUAAAAUUAUUCAUUUCAUGUUAGUGGGACCGUUAUCUUGUCACCAAGCAGGACUCUUACUUAACACAAAAUUUAAAAUUAUUUGUGGCCUAUAUGUGUUUAAUCCUGGUUAAAGGUAAAGCUUCUAAUGCUGUUUUUAUUCAACACAUUAACCAGCUGUAAAACAUGGACCUUUAUAAACAGCAGGCAAAGGAUUUCAGGAUUCAUAUACAGAGUGUCAAGUCAUGUGAUCUGGAAAGCAGUGUUUCAUUACGAAAGAGCUCUCAAGUUGCUUGUAAAGCUAAUCUAAUUAAAAUGAUGUAUAAAUGUUCUUGAAAAAA
This is a messenger RNA of Miniopterus natalensis, 3215 nucleotides long. RefSeq names its product egl-9 family hypoxia inducible factor 1 (gene EGLN1). The record is from RefSeq and is a predicted model, not a curated record. NCBI's taxonomy places the organism in Eukaryota, Metazoa, Chordata, Mammalia, Chiroptera, Miniopteridae. Gene Ontology annotation, biological process: peptidyl-proline hydroxylation to 4-hydroxy-L-proline; cellular response to hypoxia. Gene Ontology annotation, cellular component: nucleus; cytoplasm. Gene Ontology annotation, molecular function: ferrous iron binding; L-ascorbic acid binding; peptidyl-proline 4-dioxygenase activity.